Molecule: messenger RNA, 2327 nt
Organism: Sorex araneus (European shrew)
Lineage: Eukaryota; Metazoa; Chordata; Mammalia; Eulipotyphla; Soricidae
Gene: F12
Product: coagulation factor XII
Exons: 14
Coding region: 1-1881 (626 amino acids)
Biological process (GO): zymogen activation; blood coagulation
Cellular component (GO): extracellular region; rough endoplasmic reticulum
Molecular function (GO): calcium ion binding; serine-type endopeptidase activity
Source: RefSeq, a predicted model, not a curated record
AUGAGGUUCCCGUUGCUCCUGGGGUUCUUGCUGGCAAGCCUGGAGUCCGCGCUUUUGAUUCCCCGUUGGAAAAGCCGCCAGGAGCAGAGCCAGGCGACGGCAGGGGACACCGUGGUGCUCACCAUCGACGGGGAGCUCUGCCACUUCCCCUUCCAGUUCAACCGUCGGCUCUACCACCACUGUACCCAGCGGGGCCGGCCGGGCUCCCGGCCCUGGUGUGCCACCACCCCCAACUUUGAUCAGGACCAGCGAUGGGGUUACUGCCUGGAGCCCAAGAAAGAGAAAGACCACUGUGGCAAACACAAUCCCUGCCAUAGGGGGGCUACCUGUGUGAACACGCCCCACGGCCCCCGCUGUCUCUGCCCUGAGCUCUAUACCGGCAAGCACUGCCAGAAAGAGAAAUGCUUCGAGCCUCAGCUUCUCCGAUUCUUCCAUGAGAAUGAAAUCUGGUACCGGGCGGAGCAGGCCGGCGGGGCCAAGUGCCAGUGCCGGGGGCCUAAGGCCCAGUGCCAGGUGCUGACAGGCCAGGCCUGCCAGACAAGCCCGUGUCUCAACGGGGGACGCUGUGUGGAAGUGGAGGGGCACCAGCUCUGUCACUGCCCUGAGGGCUAUUCUGGAAGCAUCUGCGACGUGGAUAUUGGGGCAAAUUGCUACGAAGGCCGGGGGCUCAGCUACCGCGGCAGGGAACGGACCACGGUCUCGGGCGCUCACUGUGAGUCCUGGACCUCGGAGGCCAGUUACCGCAACGUGAGCGUCGAGCAAGCGCGCUCCUGGGGCCUGGGAGACCACUCUUUCUGCCGGAAUCCCGACAACGACACCCGUCCCUGGUGCUUUACCUGGGUGGGCGACCGUCUGACCUGGGAAUACUGCCGCGUGCCACAGUGCCAACCGCUGGACCGACUGACGCCCCAAAUCCGUCCCGCGCGCUGGAGGCCCUCGGGGCACCCGGAGCUGCCCCCUCCCCCGCCUGCGCCCGGGCUUCCCGAGUCCCUGACCCCCGCCGCGAGCUCAGCUCAUCUCCCGACCCCUGCCCCGCCCACGUUGCCCCAGCAGCAGCAGUGGGUCCCUGGGUCCAGCGCGCGCCAGGCGGAGCCGGAGAGCUGCGGUCGGCGCCUCCGGAAACGGUUUUCCUCGAUGCGCCGCGUCGUCGGGGGGCUGGUGGCGCUGCCCGGGGCGCACCCUUACAUCGCAGCGCUGUACUGGGGCGACGGUUUCUGCGCAGGCAGCCUCAUCGCCCCGUGCUGGGUGCUGACGGCGGCGCACUGUCUGCAGAAACGGCCUGCGCCGGAGGAGCUGACGGUGGUGCUUGGUCAGGAGCGCUAUAACGAGAGUUGCCAACAGUGCCAGACGCUGGCCGUGCGCUCUUACCGUUUGCACGAAGGCUUCUCGCCCUCGACCUACCAGCACGACCUGGCCCUGCUGCGCCUGCAGGAGCGCGCCGACGGCAGCUGCGCCCUCACGUCGCCCUACGUGCAGCCCGUGUGUUUGCCCCGCGGCCCCGCGUCGCCAGCCCAAGAGGAGAGCGCGGCCUGCGAGGUGGCAGGCUGGGGCCACCAGUUCGAUGGGGCGGAGGAGUACUCCAGCUUCCUGCAGGAGGCCGAGGUGCCUCUGAUCUCCCCUGGGCGCUGCGCGGCCCCCGAAGUGCACGGGACCACGUUCCUCCCCGGUAUGCUGUGCGCCGGAUUCCUGGAGGGCGGCACCGACGCGUGCCAGGGGGACUCCGGGGGUCCGCUGGUGUGUGAGAACGAGGACACCGAGGACCAGCUCAUCCUUCGAGGCGUUGUCAGCUGGGGCUCCGGCUGUGGGGACCGCAAUAAGCCAGGUGUCUACACCGACGUUGCCAACUACCUGGCCUGGAUCCAGGAGCAUCUGGCUUCCUGAUCCCUCACCCAGGGAUGCGUCUUUUGCUCCUGGAUGAGAUCAUGGAGGCGGUCUCGGCAGGAGUGUGGACGGGCAAGCAUUGCUCCUGGCAGCGUCAUGCAUGCCACAAUCAAUAAAUAGCCUUGUGAGGGGUCCGGAGAGGUAGGACAGCAGGGAGGGUGCUUGCCUCGCACACUGCCAACCCGGGUUCGGUUCCCAGCAUCCCAUAGGAUCCAUCGAGACCUCUGAGAGUGAUCCCUGAGCACAAAAACAGGAGUGUAAGCCCUGAGAACCUCCGGGUGUGGCCAAAACAAACAAACAAACAAAAAAUUACUUUAUAAAAGAGCUUUUUUGAGGGAAGGAGGACAUAUACUCUCAGUUAUAUCCCCGAGCACCGCCAGGGGUCACUCCUGAGCACGGGGCUAGGAAUAGUCCAUCAACAUGAAUGCGUGCAGCCCCCAAACACA